AGAAAGAGCUCGCGUGUGAUGUGUUUGUGUAUCCUCAGUGUUUUUCUCUCUUGAGUGUUUUAUUGAGUGUAAACAGAGUCUUGUCUCUGUGUAUUUUAGUGUUGAUGAUGGAUGAGAUGUGCUGUAAAUCAGUAGGAACUGAUCUGUCCAUGCUGGAUAUUGAUGAUUUCAUCACAGAAAUCUCUCAGCUGAAGAAAGAGGUGGCGUUACUGGAGACAAAGCUGAGGUUAAGAGGAGAUGAAGGACUGAAGAGAGAGGACUCCGAGCUCAGUCUGACUUUACUCUGUUAUACUGAGUCAAAGCCCACAGACGCUCAGGACACUACAGUGUGUGACAGUAAUCAGGGCUUACAGGAUGAGGAAUCUACUGAUCAAACCUCCACAGAGUCUCUGGAUUCUGUCUGGAACGCUGGAGAACAGCAGCAGAUCCUGCAGACCAAACUCAAGAUGUGUUCAGUCAAUCUGGAGGACUGCAGGAACCUCAUGAUAGAGAUGGGAAAAGAAACCACAGAAGAGGAAGAUAACACUGAGGAAGAAGAUGAGGGUUGUGGUGAGGAUUUUAUUCCUUCAGAUAAGAAAAGUGAUUUAUGUUUUGAGGGAGAAAUAACGUCCUUAACAUCAAAACGGCGACGGACAGCACAAACUUUUUCCUGCACCACCUGUGGAAAGACAUUGAGCUCACAGGGACAUUUAAAGAGACAUGAGAGAAAACACAAUGAAGAGAAACUCUUCACCUGCAGGAGAUGUAAGAUCAGCUUUACUACCUUACAAGAGAAGAAACUUCAUUCAGAAGAGCACAGAGAGAAGAAGUUACACUGUGAGAAAAGUGAUGAAAAGUUUUUCCAAUGCACUGAAUGUGGCAAAUAUUUCAGUACCAAAGGAAAUCUUGAUGCUCAUCAGAGAAUUCACACAGGAGAAAAACCAUACGAGUGUCCUCACUGUAAAAAGAGAUUUAGAUACAAACCUUAUCUGAAGAAACAUAUGCGUUUACAUACCAAUGAGAGACCGUAUCAGUGCAGUGAAUGUGGAAAAACCUUUAGGCAGCUAUCUUCUCUAAAGUCACAUCAAAAAAUACACAGUGAGGAGAAACUCCAUCAAUGUUCACACUGUGAUAAACGUUUUCAUCAUAAAGGUCAGUUGAUCGUUCAUGAAAGAGUUCACACUGGAGAAAAACCUUAUCUCUGCUCUCAGUGUGGUAAGAGCUUCUCUAAUCCAUCUCAUUUCAGUGUUCAUCAGAGAGUUCACACUGGAGAGAAACCUUAUCACUGUAAUGUCUGUGGGAAGAGUUUUAAUGUACAAUCACACUUUGCAAAGCACCAGAGAACUCAUACAGGAGAAAGACUUUACAAAUGCUCUCAGUGUGAGAAGACGUUUGCUCGAUCAGAUGUCCUGAAGACGCAUGAGAGAGUUCACACUGGAGAGAAACCUUACCACUGCUUGAUCUGUGGAGAGAGAUUUGCAUAUUUAGGAAGUUUUUAUACUCACAAGAAGAAACAUACUGAAGAACAAACUACACUGAAAUCAUCAUAGCGUCUUUUAACUUUGGAAUAAUUCAGUUUAAACACACAGUUCUUAUAUUCUUGUAGUCUUUUUUUUGUGAAAUUAAUUUUCUGGUAUAUAUUGUAUUUUCUGGUUUAUAAGUCUUCAAAAUUUUUAUUACCUUGCAUGCAUGUCUGCUUAUGACCAAUAUGCUUGCAUGGUAAUACUAAUUUUGAAGAAUCUUGAUACUUGCGCCCAAACUGUGGAUCUUUUUAGAAAUCAUUAUAUUAUUAUUGAUUUCUAAAGGAUUUUUGAUAAAAUAUAUGCAGGCUUGGUGAGCAUAAGAGACGUCUUUCAAAAACAUUAAAAAUUGUAAUGUGUCCAAACUUUUGGGUGAUACAGUAAUUCUGUAUGAUAGCAGAAAACUGGCUAACAGAAUGUAGAAGAAAGAGCAUCACAGCUUGAGCUAGCUACAUGAUAGCUAGCAUCAUAAAUGUUCAAUGAAAUAAUGCUAGCUUAUAUGGAGAUAUCUGAUUUACUGGCUAGCUAGCUAGCUUCUGUAUAAACACAUUUGCUAGUUAAACUAUAAUACCAUAUAUCAAAUAUAUUU
Molecule: messenger RNA, 2088 nt
Organism: Paramisgurnus dabryanus
Lineage: Eukaryota; Metazoa; Chordata; Actinopteri; Cypriniformes; Cobitidae
Source: RefSeq, a predicted model, not a curated record